Messenger RNA from Desarmillaria tabescens, 984 nucleotides. RefSeq lists its product as uncharacterized. Lineage: Eukaryota; Fungi; Basidiomycota; Agaricomycetes; Agaricales; Physalacriaceae. The coding region runs from base 1 to 984 and encodes 327 amino acids. The transcript is spliced from 7 exons. The record is from RefSeq and is a predicted model, not a curated record.
AUGCUGCGCAAUUCGAAGCAGAAGGAUGCCGAAGAGAAAACUCAACUUAUCAGCCUCAAAGGACAAUGUCCUCGGAAGCGACAGCGAUGGCCCGAGUCGCUGAUCACCACGAUACUCGGUGCUGGAGGGUUUCGAGGAGGCCCUCGAGGAUUGUCUGCUGACCAUUUCCGUUUCCGUUUGGACAACGAAUCAGAUUGUGCCGAUGCUAACUUCCCUGUGACUCAGGCUGAGCGAGACGAAUUGUUGAUACGGACGCCGGAGAAUCUCAGGGCAGUGGGAAUAUUAUAUGGGCCUGAAUGCCAAACCAGUGAUGACUGUUUUAAUGAUCCCCUCCCUUGUCGUCUUGGCAGCACAUUGAUGGCAGCGGAGGCGCCAGACGAGCUACAGGAGCAGAACUGCUUUGUCGACCUUGUCGCAGAGCUGGUUUGGUUUACAGAUUGCAAGAGGCUCCACAAUGCCCCUGAUGCGUUCCUUAACAGGGGAAGAGAUUUUGACGAAUCUUGGUGCAUUCCUCCAAAAAGGCUUCGCACAUCCCUGAAAGAGACGAUGUCUUCGAGCUGUUCCGACCUGAGAAAGAAAGAGCGUUUGAAGAUAUCAGUACGUGGUGACCCAAAUGACUGGAAGAGGACUUCAACUCUUCCAAUGAUUUCGUCAUACCAUGAUGUCCAUGCACAUGUUGUGGUUAUCGUUGGUCACGGCCUAACUCGGGUAUACAAGACGACGUCGACGGCGAAUUACUGGUACACCUCGUUGACGAUCAAUGGGCCUGCGGAUGAUCCGGUUGUCGGUGGGAUUGGCCGUACGCUUGUAGGCAUGGUGGGAAGAAGGGAGGAAAGGGAGGGAGAGGAGGAGCGCGAUUUGAUGUGUUUAUAUAGGGACGGGGGUACCAACGACGCGUGGGACGGCGCGCAGUAUGACGUAUCGCGUAUCAUCGUCGUUGAUGUGACGCUGGCGGUGGUGGUAAGAGGAAGGGCAGCAACGUGA